This is a messenger RNA of Psammomys obesus (fat sand rat), 998 nucleotides long. It is a transcript of the gene Hebp1, whose product is annotated as heme binding protein 1. Bases 112 to 684 code for a protein of 190 amino acids. NCBI's taxonomy places the organism in Eukaryota, Metazoa, Chordata, Mammalia, Rodentia, Muridae. The record is from RefSeq and is a predicted model, not a curated record. The transcript has 4 exons.
GCUCAGUCCCCUGACCGCUCACGUGUUCCCUGUGCUUCUCGCCUUGGGGACCCUGCUGCCCUGCUUCGCCGCUGUGGGUACGCUCGAUCGUCCUGACCCGACGGCGACACCAUGUUGGGCAUGAUCAGGAACUCACUGUUCGGGAGCGUGGAGACGUGGCCUUGGCAGGUUCUGAGCACAGGGGCCAAGGAAGAAGUCUCCUAUGAGGAAAGAGCCUGUGAAGGGGGAAAGUUUGCCACUGUGGAGGUGACAGACAAGCCCGUGGAUGAGGCUCUCCGAGAAGCAAUGCCCAAGAUCAUGAAGUACGUGGGCGGCACCAAUGACAAAGGAAUUGGCAUGGGCAUGACAGUCCCGAUUUCUUUUGCUGUGUUUCCCAAUGAAGACGGCUCCCUACAGAAGAAACUGAAAGUCUGGUUCCGGAUUCCAAACCAGUUUCAAAGCAGCCCCCCGGUUCCCGGCGAUGAGAGUGUGAAGAUUGAGGAGCGGGCGGCCAUCACCGUCUACUCCACGCAGUUCGGUGGCUAUGCCAAGGAAGCAGACUACAUUGCUCACGCCAGCCAGCUACGGACCGCCCUGGAGGGCACGCCGGCCACCUACCAGGGUGAUGUCUACUACUGUACGGGAUAUGACCCUCCCAUGAAGCCCUAUGGCCGUCGUAAUGAAGUCUGGCUUGUGAAGACAUGAGUCACUGAGCUGAGAACGCCCUGAAAGGGUGCCACUGUGUCCCCUGGCUUGGAGUCAAAGGGGGGCAGUGUUUCUGCAGUUCCAGCUUUCCUCCAAAACCCCUCACUUCCAGGUUUCUGAAAUAAGCCAAGACUGGCAGCACCGUUCUCGUUGAGUUAGGAAAUUCUCUGGCAGAUCAGUAAAAUCCCAGAGGCAUUUUUUUUUUCAGCCGUCUGGGUCACUGAAAACUGAUUUUUUUUUCCUUUUUUUUUUUUAAUUAAUUACACUUUAUUCACUUUGUAUCCCCCCAUAAGAAAAAUGAUUUUUAAAAAUUA